Messenger RNA from Malaclemys terrapin pileata, 2821 nucleotides. It is a transcript of the gene GSS, whose product is annotated as glutathione synthetase. Gene Ontology annotation, molecular function: glutathione binding; glutathione synthase activity; ATP binding. Gene Ontology annotation, biological process: glutathione biosynthetic process. The transcript is spliced from 13 exons. Gene Ontology annotation, cellular component: cytosol. NCBI's taxonomy places the organism in Eukaryota, Metazoa, Chordata, Testudines, Emydidae. The record is from RefSeq and is a predicted model, not a curated record. The coding region runs from base 92 to 1525 and encodes 477 amino acids.
GGUGCCGCGAGUCAGGUACUGGGGCUUGUCGCUUCCCGUGGGAGGCCAGUCCUCCUUCCCCCGCUCACGAGAGCCCGCCUCAGCAUUUGAAAUGACUGCCCACCUGGCCGUAUGGGAAGAUGUUUUGCACAAUGAGCAGCUCAUUCCGGAGGUAGCUGCAAUCGCUGUGGAUGCAGCAUUGCUUGAAGGAGUUCUGAUGAGGACCAAAGAGGAAUCCAAUUCAUCCGAUGUGGUGAAUUAUGCUCCCUUUACAUUGCUUCCAUCUGUAGUACCAAGCACCAUCUUUGAACAAGCCUAUGCUGUUCAACAAGAUUUUAACCUACUUGUGGAUACUAUUAGCCAGAACGCGGAAUUCCUGGAACGCACUCUUGCUAGCACCAUCAAAGUGGAUGACUUCACAGCUCAUCUCUUUAAAAUCUACAAGCAAGUUCUGAAAGAAGGGUUGGCUCAGUCAGUAUUCUUAGGAAUAAAUCGCUCCGAUUAUAUGAUUGACCAUGGCACAGGUGGCACUCCGGCACUGAAGCAAAUCGAAAUAAACACCAUUGCUGCCAGCUUCGGAGGCCUUACUUCGAGAACCACCGCUGUGCAUCGGCACAUACUGAAUGUUUUGGGGAAGUCCAAGGAAGCUUUGAAGUUACUGGACAAUAAUCCAUGCAAAGGGAUUGCCUUGGGCAUUGCGAAAGCUUGGGAACUCUAUGGCUCAGCCAGGGCUGUGGUGGUGGUCCUGGUUGCAGACCCCCAAAGGAAUAUUUUUGACCAACGCUGCAUAGAAAAUGAGCUGUGGACCAGGAAUAUCCGGGUGAUCCGGAGACGGUUUGAAGAUGUGUUUGAAAAGGCAUCUUUAGAUAUUGACAGGAGACUGUACAUGGAAGGCCAAGAGGUUGCGGUGGUGUAUUACAGAGAAGGUUACAUGCCAGAGAACUAUAACAAACAGAACUGGGAGGCACGGUUGUUGAUUGAAAGGUCCAAAGCAGUUAAGUGUCCUGACAUUGCUACCCAACUUGCUGGGACCAAAAAAGUUCAGCAGGAGUUGAGCCAGCCAGGAGUCGUGGAGAGAUUACUGCCCAGCCAGGCUGAGGCGGUUGCUCGGAUAAGAGCAACCUUUACUGGCCUCUAUUCCCUGGAUAUGGGUGAAGAAGGUGCUAAGAUGGUUGCAAUGGCCAUUGCUGAUCCAGAACGAUAUGUGCUAAAGCCUCAGCGGGAAGGCGGAGGGAACAAUCUCUAUGGGGAAGAGCUCAAGCAACUUCUGGAGAAGAUUAAAGACAGCCCUGAGAGGGCCUCCUAUAUCCUAAUGGAUAGGAUCAGACCUCAGACAUCAAUGAAUUACUUGCUCAGGGCUCACAGUCCCCUGAAAAUAUCAGAAUGUCUCUCUGAGUUGGGGGUCUUUGGUGUCUACGUCAGGCAGGGGAAGGACAUUGUGGUGAAUAAGCACGUUGGUCACCUCUUGCGAACCAAGGCAGUUGAGCAUGCAGAUGGCGGGGUGGCAGCUGGGGUGGCUGUGCUGGAUACUCCCUAUGUGAUAUGAAGAGGAUACCUCCCACAUCUGUUGCCCUAACUGCUGCCAGAAGAGCUGUGAUUUCCUUUAGGGUUUGAUUACUUCAGUGUCUUGAUUAGACACAUUUAUCAGGACCACAGGGACAUUCCCUUUCCAGGCCCAGUGAUCACGAGGAGGGCAUGUGCAAUCACACUUGUACCAAAUACUUUUAUGCUACUCCCUCCCUCCCCCUUCUUCUUAUCUUUCCUUUUUAAUUCUUCCCUCAAAAUCUUUGGGUUCUCAUCUGAUCUUUUUGCUUUAUUGAUAACUUCACACAAGCUAAUCCACAGACCCGUCACCACCUCUGCUCCAGGCAGCCAGAUGUGAAUGUAACACCGUGAAUUGUCCUGAAUGCAGCUGCUUUCUCAGGAAUGAGGCUAACUUAUUGUUCAGAACUCCUUGUAACUAGGAGUUGGGAUUUCCAUAUUGUGACAGACCCAGACCAGUGGGGUACAGGAGUCUGGUAGAGGGCAAAUAUACUGGUCACUGGAUGAGUAGUUUUCUGUUCACCAAGUGACCAGAGCAGGGGCUGUACUAGAGUAAUCAGGAACCUGCUAGAACCACUUAAGGCAGGCAGGCUAAUUAGGACACCUGGAGCCAAUUAAGAAGCUUCUAGAAUCAAUUAAGGCAGGCUAAUCAGGGCACCUGGGUUUUAAAAAGGAGCUCACUUCAGUUUGUGGUGGGAGUGUGAGGAGCUGGGAGCAAGAGGCACAAGGAGCUGAGAGUGAGAGGGUGUGCUGCUGGAGGACUGAGGAGCACAAGUGUUAUCAGACACCAGGAGGAAGGUCCUGUGGUGAGAAUAAGGAAGGUGCUUGGAGGAGGCCAGGGGGAAGUAGCCCAGGGAGUUGUAGCUGUCAUGCAGCUGUUACAGGAGGCACUAUGGACAGCUGCAGUCCACAGGGCCCUGGGCUGGAACCCGGAGUAGAAGAUGGGCUUGGGUUCCCCCCCCCAAUUGACCUGGACUGUGGGCUCUCCCAGAGAGGAAGGUCUCUGGACUGUUCCCCAACCCACAUGGUGAAUCUUUGAGGCAAGAAAAUCCGCCAAUAAGCACAGAUCCCACCAAGAUCGAGGAGGAACUUUGUCAUAAUAUGUACCCUGUUCAAGACACUACAACUACCCCGUGGCUCCUUAAGUGCCUGAUCCCAGAGGGUUAAAUGUGCCUUCUACAUUUUCUGCUUCUCAUUUAAUUGCUACCUCUGAGGGCAUUUGCUUUCUGGGCCAAAGGAAAGGAAGAUGGAGAACAAAAAUGAGGGUAGAUGGAUUUAGUUAAGGGCUUCCACCCCACCC